This is a messenger RNA of Zea mays, 3361 nucleotides long. Its product is annotated as Putative two-component response regulator family protein. Gene Ontology annotation, molecular function: DNA binding; DNA-binding transcription factor activity. Lineage: Eukaryota; Viridiplantae; Streptophyta; Magnoliopsida; Poales; Poaceae. The record is from RefSeq and is a predicted model, not a curated record. Gene Ontology annotation, biological process: phosphorelay signal transduction system; cytokinin-activated signaling pathway; regulation of DNA-templated transcription. Gene Ontology annotation, cellular component: nucleus. The coding region runs from base 973 to 2982 and encodes 669 amino acids. The transcript is spliced from 6 exons.
AAGCUUGUGGAGUGCGGGCCCCACCUCCCUGCAAUUGAUUUCCCCCGUUGCGUUGCAUCCUCAGUUCCUCACGCCGCCACCGCGACGCGCCGACGCCCAUACGCCGCCAUCGUCCUAUAAAGCAGCCGCCCACACGUUCCCAUCCACCCCCAUCCAUCCAUCCUCUCCGCGCGCUCUCGCUCGCCCUGCUACCUCCGCCCGCGGCUUCCUCUCCCACAAGAGCCAACUGUCGCCGUCGCCGGUGCCUGCCUAGUGCCGCCAGCCAGCCAGUGCUGUUCCCGCGUCCUGGGCAGCUUGCGUUGCCGUUGCGUGCGUUCCCGGCCACCACCACCUGGACUGGACUGGACGGUCGCUGUCGCCUCUCGCCUCGCCUGGCCCCGUCCCCACGUCCCGUUUUCGGUGUCGCUGUCUUUUGGGCUCUACCCGGGCCCGUCGCUCUCUCCCUACCUCCCUUUUCGCUUUCCCAACUCCUGCCUGCCCCGGCGCUCAGCACCGAAGCAAUCAUGGAGGCGCGCUGGGUUCGUUCCUGACCUCCGCCCGCCGCUGCCCUCCCCCGCCUCGUCGACAAAUCACGCCGCGCCUUUUCUUUUCUUUUCUUUUCUUUCUCAGUUUCAGGUGUUGUUUUGCCACUAGCUGCUGCCUGCCUGCUGCCGCCGCCUUUUUUCCGGCUUUCGCUUUUCCGCUCUCUGCACCAGCCUCACCCUCCCAACCGCGUCUCCGUCCGCUUUCUCUUCCGUCGGGGCCGGCCGCACCUCGGACCCAUCAGGUGCUGCUGUGCUGGGCGAGUUCUCCCCCCCUUCCUUGCUUUUGUCUGGCAUUCGCUCGCUCUAGUUUCGCGCAACCCGGCCGCCGCCGCCUCGGGUUUCUCGCCUGUGGCUUUGAGCCGAGAGGUUGGGGACUCGGUUUCCUUCCUGCUCUGAGUUGGGUUUCGCGCGGCUCGGACUUUGGCCGGCGGGCGAAUAAACCGGCCGGAUGCUUCUGGGCGCUGCGGCCGCGAGGAUGGAGGAGAAGCGUGUGAUCACGGGGAGGGAGCGGGACCAGUUCCCCGUCGGGAUGCGGGUCCUCGCGGUCGACGACGACCCCGUCUGCCUCAAGGUUCUCGAGACCCUGCUGCGGCGCUGCCAGUAUCAUGUAAUAACGACCAACCAGGCCAUCACCGCGCUGAAGCUGCUAAGGGAGAACAGGGACAUGUUCGAUCUGGUCAUCAGCGACGUGCACAUGCCCGACAUGGACGGAUUCAAGCUCCUUGAGCUUGUAGGGCUUGAGAUGGACCUACCUGUCAUCAUGUUGUCAGUGAACGGGGAGACGAAAUCCGUGAUGAAGGGGAUAACCCAUGGCGCCUGCGACUAUCUCCUGAAACCCGUCCGCAUCGAAGAGCUAAGGAACAUAUGGCAGCACGUCGUCAGGAGGAAGUUCAGCAAGCGAGAGCGCAGCAACCUUGACGUCUACAAAGAUUUCAACAGGCUGCCAGGCGCGGAUCCAUGCCACAGCCACGGCCACGGCCACGGCCAGACCACUGCCGGGGCUUCCGACCAGAGCGGGAGGAUCGGCAGGAAGAGGAAGGAAAUGCACAGCGACGAGGAGGACGACGGCGAGGAGAACGAUUUCCAGGAGGGCGACGAGCCCUCCGCGGCUAAGAAGCCGAGAGUCGUCUGGUCGAUUGAGCUGCACCGGAAAUUCGUCGCGGCCGUCAACCAGCUUGGGAUUGAUAAAGCUGUUCCGAAAAGGAUUCUUGAGCUUAUGAAUGUGGAGAAACUCACCAGGGAAAAUGUCGCGAGCCAUCUACAGAAAUACAGGCUCUAUCUGAAACGGUUAAGUGCUGUGGCAUCACAGCAAGCUAGCAUUGUCGCCGCAUUUGGAGGUAGAGACCCCUUUCUCCACAUGGGAGCCUUUGAAGGCCUUCAGAGCUACCAACCUUUCGCCCCCUGUGCUGCUCUAUCGUCCUUCAUCCCACACCACGGCUCGCUUGGUAGAACUACCGCGGCAGCAUUCGGGGUCCCGGAGCUUGCUCCUGCCAUCACAGUUCAAGCUGCUGCCAGCAAUGGCAUGAUAAGCCACUGUGCUGGCGACGCAAGCAAGUUUCAGCUCUCCGGUAUACAAGAAAACCAGCAACCAAAUCUGGGACAAGGCUCGGCCACCUCUCUUGGGCUGCCCCAGCUCCAACAGAAGUGGAUCCAGCAAGAAACUGGCGACUUGUCUGCUGUCUUCUCUGGGAGUGCACUGGCUAACACUCUGUCUGGUGCACUCCAGAGAGUUGCGAGCAGUCCAUUGCCACCGCAAGAACUUUUGGAGGGCGUACAAACCAAAGUUAGUGCCCAGCCACCAAUAACAAUGGCAUCUGUGAGUUCAGAACUUGUUGAGAGGACUGUUGGAGUUUCGGCUAAUUUGCAGGACUCCGGUAUAUCCCCGCAGGGCACUCUUCCAAUAAAUGAUGGAUUUACUGCUGACAAGUUACAGCUGCAAGAUCCAUUCGACAGCAAUGGUGGAACAAAUUUUUCAGUAAACAUGCCUGUUUGUCCCUCUGGUAGCCUUACAGCAUCCAGCAACGCCAAGGGUGGUGCUAGUUCGUGCAGUCCAGUGCUGCUCGCUCCUGAUACUGGGAGACAUUCAAACUACUUGCAGUUUGGAGUUGCAGGCAACUCUGGACAUGACAUGAACGAUAUUAAACAGGACCAUCUGCAUCAAGGAUUGAGCACUGGAGGUUUCAAUCACGAUUUUGGCACCUGUAUGACUGAACAAACAGAUCCAAAUGUGCCGUAUCUUAUGCCACAAAUGAAGCCUAACACCUUGUCAUCAGAGGAUAAACUGAAGCAGAGGAAUAUUUAUGAUUUGGGGAUUCCAAAGCUCCAUGGUGGUUUUAGCUCUAGUAGCUGCAAUUUUGAUGGUCUUCUCAAUUCCAUGAUCAAAGCGGAAAAGGAUGAUCUCUCAUUCACGGAUAGCGACCUGGGGUGCGACUUCUUUCCACUCGGUGCUUGCAUAUGAGACCUCUUAACAACCCCUCGUGCAGAUUGGCCCUCGACGGGAUGGGAUGGGACUACGGCCUACGGGAGAGGUUGUAAAGUACACUGCUUAGGAGCAUUGGCCAGUUUAUGCUGCCUAAUGUGUUACUAUGCUUGGUACUGUGCACACUAGAAAUGCUAGGGAUACAGGUAGCUACGGACAUGCCUUGUAAUCUACAUUUCCUCCUCUUCGAAUGGGAAAUGAAAGUGAUUAUGGUUAGGUAAAAAGGAGCAAGUAUAAUGCUCCAAAUUAACAUCAUCUUCAUCUUAAAAUUUUACCAAAUUUUGUUUCCAAGUGUCAUUAGCUCAAAACUAGACCAUUAGGUGCAUUGAUGACACGUAUAAUCGAAAAUAUUGUAAUA